Molecule: messenger RNA, 1438 nt
Organism: Trematomus bernacchii (emerald rockcod)
Lineage: Eukaryota; Metazoa; Chordata; Actinopteri; Perciformes; Nototheniidae
Exons: 5
Coding region: 579-1145 (188 amino acids)
Source: RefSeq, a predicted model, not a curated record
AGAUGGAAAAGCUAACUAUAACUCAAAUUUGAGGAGAAACUGGAUCCUGCAGCGGAGUGAGAUCACAGCUUGGACACAUAUACCUGUCUGUUCCACAGAGGGCUGAAGAGAAAAGAGAAAACGAGGUCAAUUAUGAGACUUAUCUGAAAGAAGAGCAAGUGCCACACAUCUGGCAGCAGCUGGUGUCAAAGUUUCAGAGAGUAGGAGUUGUGCGUGUGUAGCAGUUUAAAGAAAAGACAGCUCUCUACAAAUGAGGAGUUUUUAACCUGUGCGUUGGACCUGCCACACUCUACUUAUUAUAUCACAGCUGGGAGGCGAGGGGGGAAAGAGCCGGGGUGAAAAUAGGCGAGAGAGAGAAAGACAAGGGAAGAAAUAAUAAGAAAAGACCAGAGCAUUGUCAGAGUGGAGAGGCGACAGAAGCAUAUGGUAUUCAAAAUACUUUGGAGAAGUACUUCCUGCUGAGAGUUGAAGCAUCAUCAUCAUUUAAAAGUCAUCAGACUGUGUUCAUCCUCUAACAGACGCACAGGACUGACUGUCACAGGAUUAAAGGACUUCAGUUAGAGGGGAAGUUUCUCAUCAUGGCCCCUCCCUCUGUGUUGAUGCUGCUCCUGGUGGUUGCUGUGGUAACUGGGGCCCGUGCAGCCAGCGAGGAGAACGAACUGGAUUAUGGGUACUGGAACUACAGAGAGGGCGCCGACAGUGUGAAUGUGGCCUCAGUGCGCAGUGUGACCAGAGUUUUGGACGCAUGGGGAAAACGCAUCUUCCGUGAGAUCAAGACUCUUCUGCACUCUCAGCCCAGCACACUGCUGCCAGACUACUCCAGGGUGCGCCCUCUGUCCGAGUCCGUCAACGACCUGUUCAGAGAAGUCUCCCUACUGCGCAGGCGCAUUACAGAGCUCUCGAAUCGCCUAGCAACCCUGGAACCGUUCCUCCGUCGCCACGGCUACCGGGAGGAGGGGGAGGAGAGGGCGCGAGGCGACCGGGCGCAUGCUCCUCAGAUCCUGAGAGGAGAGGUCGCGAGCCUGGCCCAGUACACCGCGAGGACCCCACCGAGGGGGAGUCGGGUGGUGAGCAGGAGACGGGUGAGAGUGAAGAGCGGGGGAGUGAAGCUGAUCCAGAGAGAGAUAGACACACUGACACACUGAGAACUCCUGCAUAUAUAUAAUAUACUUAGAUCUUUUUUAUAUUCAAUACGACAUAAACAUAACAUAUUCACUGCUUGUCUUAUAAGAUCAUACUUUUUUUUUUCUGGUUUGCAUUUGUCAAUAAAUAACUGUAGCCUAUAAUGAUUGGCACACUGACACAGAGAACAACUCCUGCAUAUAUUAUAUAAUAUAGAUUAUUUUAUAUAAAAUACUUAUAUACAUAUAUAUAUAUAUAUAUAUGACUUUAACAUAACUGCUUGUCCUAUGAGAUCAUAAUUAUUCUGGUUUGUAUU